Cryptomeria japonica (Japanese cedar) is the source of this 3471-nucleotide messenger RNA. RefSeq lists its product as uncharacterized. The record is from RefSeq and is a predicted model, not a curated record. Bases 1 to 3471 code for a protein of 1156 amino acids. NCBI's taxonomy places the organism in Eukaryota, Viridiplantae, Streptophyta, Pinopsida, Cupressales, Cupressaceae. The transcript is spliced from 3 exons. Gene Ontology annotation, molecular function: zinc ion binding; nucleic acid binding.
AUGGCUGUGGUUUCCAAUAGUCUGGUUUUUACAGGCUCGAAGCCAUCUCAAAAAUUUUCAGAGGCUAUGCAUGCACAAAAAUUGGAGUCAUCUUUUGUGGGUGAGAGCUCUAAGCUCAAGAAAGUGAACGGAUGUCUGCCACGGAGUCAAGAUCGGCCCGUUUUGGUUAUCUCUCCGGAAUCUGUCCAAGAAGAUAUCGCUUAUUGGAGCCAACAUGUUUUGAUCUGCAAGUUCUUGGGUAUUCGGAUUCCUCUCUCGGCAUUAGAAUCUUGGAUCCAUCGAACCUGGCAUGUUGAGGGGGAUUUUGAUUUAUUGGUAGCUGCAAAUGGCUAUUUCAUGGUCGAUUUUUCUAGUAUCUCGGACCGUAAUCGUGUUUUUGAAGGAGGGCCAUAUUUUUACAAUCAUGUUGGCUUGUUCAUUAAGCCCUGGCAUAGUGGUUUUAAUGCGACAGAAGAUCUUCCUACUCGGGUUCCUGUUUGGGUGCGUCUUCCAUGGCUGCCGUUGGAGUUUUGGAGAGAGGAUAUUCUGCUUCGGAUUGCUGCUCUGUUGGGGAAACCGGCUGCCAUUGCUCAAAAUACUUUGGAGAAAAAGGUAUUUUCUUAUGCUCGCAUCUGCGUUGAAAUUGACUUAAAUAAUCCUUUUCCAGACUCUUUGGAAAUUUUUAUUGGCUCGGCUUCGUGGAUUCAACCGCCUGAUUAUGAGUCCCUCCCUUUUCGUUGCCGCUUCUGUCACGAGUAUGGACACCUUCAGCGCCAGUGUCCUCGGGCAUCCAAAGCUGCUGGGGUGUCUUCUUCUCCUUCUUCUGGGCCCUCGGUGGAGAAAGGGGAUAAAGGGAAGGAAUCUGGGGUUGAGGGUGGGCCUGAUAAGGAUGGCUUUAUCCCUGUUAAGCAGAGAAAUAAAGGGAGGGGGCACAAGCGGGCCUUUAAGGAUAGUCAGAAUGAUCAGGGUUUCAAUCGGUUUGAGGUCCUAGAUAAUCUGGCUAUGGAGGAAGGGAUUCCUGUUGAGCUUUCUGCUGGGGCCUCUGGUAUGGAUGUUGGGAUGGAUACAGGGCUGGAGAAAGCGAUUGUUGUGCAGAAUUCGUCUUCGGCAUUGGUGCAGGGGAGUUCGGAGCCUCCUGGGGCCUCUGUAGAUGUGCAGGAUGAUAUUGUUUUAGCAUAUUUGGCUAAGGCAGUGUUUUCUUCAGGCAAAGGGCGAGGAUCGUCUCCUUCCUUGGGGGUGUUGCAAUGCCCUCUCAAGAAGGGACAUUUUGAAUUUUCUUCGAAAGUUGGUCGUAAGAAGGAUGCAGACAAGCUUAAAUCUGCUGGGGAUCUUUUGGAAACUAAGCUUAUGGUGGAUCUCAUGUUUCAACAUGCUCCUCGUAUUUGGUUUUCUGGCCAGUGUCAGUGUAUUGGAUCUAGGGGAACCUCUGGGGGUCUGGCUCUUUUCUGGGAUCCUCGUAAGGUUGUCCCUCAUUGGUGGAUUUCCAGCCAGUCUGCUAUUUCUAUGGUGGCCUCGAUUUUGGAAUCUGCUGGUGACUUCAAUGCUGUGUUGAGCUUGGAGGAGAAAAGAGGAGGGCUGCCUAGGCUUGGCCCUGUUUCAGAUAUGUUUCGGACUAAUGUGGACUCUCUAGCAUUGAUGGAUGUAAAACCCUCUAAUGGAAUUUUCACUUGGAAUAAUAGACGGAGUGGGCCUGAAGCGAUUGCCCAGCGGCUUGAUCGUUUCCUUGUCUCUUGCUCUUGGGUUAGAGGUAGCUUGGUCAUUUGCUCUGAGAUUCUUGACUGGCGUGGCUCUGAUCAUUGGCCAAUUAAGUUUUCGACUUUAGCUUUUCCAAAUCCUAAGAACCCCCCUUUCAAAUUCCAGCUCAUGUGGUUGCGUGAUCCGUCUUUAGGUGAUCUUGUGGCUCAAUGGUGGCGGGAUGGCGCCCCUGCCUAUGGUACAUCUAUGUAUUCUCUGGUUAAGAAGUUGCAAUAUGUUAAGUUUCAUCUUAAGCGAUGGAAUAGGUUGAGUUUUGGUAAUUUUUGGGCUAGGAAAAGAGAAGCGCUGGACCGCCUUGCUGUGAUUACCCGUCAGAUUCGGGAUUUGGGCUUCUCGGAGGCUCUUGGGCAUGCUGAAUCCCAGGCUCUGAAAUUGGUGGAAGAGUGGGAGCUCUGUGAAGAGAUUUUCUGGAAACAAAAGGCUAGGAUUGAUUGGCUUCAAGAGGGUGAUCGGAAUACGGCCUUUUUCCAUUAUUCUGUACAAGCUCAUCGAAAUAAGUGCUUUAUCUCUUCUCUUGUUAACUCUGAGGGUAUUUCAAUCUCUGCUCAACAUGCUCUGUCUAGAGAGGCUCGUCAGUACUACUCUAAUCUUUUCACUGAGGAUUUUGUACCUGCUGAGGCUGAUGAAAAUAGAGUCCUUGCUUGUAUUCCUUCUUUAAUUUCUAAUGAGGUGAAUGCUUCUCUUAUUCGCCCGGUGACUCUGUCUGAAGUGGAGGAGGUGGUGUUUGGGAUGAACAAAGGGAAAGCCCCUGGCCCUAACGGGUUCCCAGUUGAGUUUUUCCAGGAGUUUUGGGAUAUUGUGAAGCAGGAUUUGUUAGAGGUGGUUUGUGAGUCUCUUCAUAGUAAGCAGAUGCUUCACGCCUUGAAUGCUACUUUUCUGGUUCUCAUUCCUAAGAAGGAAGGUGCUGACAAACUUGAUCUCUUUAGACCUAUUGCACUCUAUAAUGUGGCGUAUAAGAUUAUUACGAAGUUGAUGGCUGAGAGACUCAAAUCUUGUUUGCCAAUGAUUAUUUCUGAGGAGCAAGGCGGCUUUGUGGCUAGGCGGCAAAUUCUGGAUGGGGUGGUGGUUGCGUCUGAAGCCAUUCAUUCCAUGGCUACUUCUCAGGAGAGGUCUAUGUUUAUCAAGUUGGAUAUGGCCAAAGCCUAUGAUAGAGUUAAAUGGAGUUUUCUUCAGAAGAUUCUAUUGGCCUUUGGUUUUUCCUCUGAUUGGGUGAGUUGGGUGUUGAGUUGUGUGACUUCUUCCUCCUUUUCGGUUAUUAUGAAUGGGGAGCCUUCUGAGCUUUUUGGGGCUACUAGGGGUCUUCGUCAGGGGGAUCCGCUCUCUCCUUAUUUGUUUAUUAUUCUGGCUGAGGGGCUUGGCCGUCUUCUUAAAUCUCAGGUUUCUCAUGGCUUGAUUCAUGGUUGGCAGUGGGGGAUGGGCUUGCCUACACUUUCUCAUCUCCAAUUCAUGGAUGAUACCUCUCUUAUGGGUCUGGCUCGUAUUAGGGAGGCUGAUUCCUUCAGGAAAACUUUGGACAUCUACCUUGCGGCUUCGGGCCAGAGAGUCAAUGAGAAAAAGUCUUCUAUUUUCUUCUUUAAUACUCCUCAAGCUAUCCAGCAUAGGAUUGCUGCCAUUCUGCGGUUUCAAAUUGGAACUCUUCCCUUUGUUUAUUUGGGUAUUCCUCUUACUGUUGGCCGUCUGCCCAGAUCUUCUUGGCAGCAGUUGCUUGAUAAGCUUAGGAGAAAGGUUUCUCAUUAG